AUGACCUUCACGAGCGAAGAGAUAUUAGAGUACCUAUUCGUGAACUUCCCACGCACCGACAACCUAGAAUCCAACAACCCAAGCCUCUUCAUCCAGUGCGUCCCCUCCGACUCAAACAGCCGCUACCCAACCACCCUCUCCAACAAAUGCCGAUUCACAGACUGCCCCGUCAAAAUGCGCACCAUCCCCAGCGGGCAUUUCCGCGUCGCUUUCGACGAGCAGAAUAAUGAAAAUCUCGAUCCAUACCAUUGCGCUGGCUACGUGCAUCUUUACUGUCUCGAACGCUUCUGUAGCUUCAGUUGCUUGGCGGGGUAUUGCAAUUUCGUCCCCGACACCAGGGAGUUGCACGAGGGGAGGAAUAGGAUGUCUAUUACACGCGACCAUUCUGAGUUUGCACGCAUGUGCAUGGUGUACAUGGAGAAUUCCAGACAACAGGAUCCUCACGCCAACGGCUGGGAAUACAGGAGUACUCUUUGUAGCUUGCUGACUGAGGAGUAUCUUAGGCUUGAAGCUAGGGUGAGACGUGCGACGAGGGAGAGGCAAGGAGGGAAUAAUAUUGGUGUCCAUAGGAAUGAUAUGGAGUUGUAUGCUUGGGGCCAAGAGCAUAAAAUGCUAUUGCGGUCGAUGGCGGCUCAGAACAGGCCGAAGAAGAGGAAACGGCGCUCUGAUGAAGAGGAGGAGGAUGGAAACGAUGGUUACGAGCACGGGGGGGAUAUAUAA
This is a messenger RNA of Pseudogymnoascus destructans, 720 nucleotides long. RefSeq lists its product as uncharacterized. The coding region runs from base 1 to 720 and encodes 239 amino acids. The record is from RefSeq and is a predicted model, not a curated record. The transcript has a single exon. Lineage: Eukaryota; Fungi; Ascomycota; Leotiomycetes; Thelebolales; Thelebolaceae.